AUGACCCUCUCCCGCUUCCCACGGUGAACAUGUCGUUUUGGUGGAAUGGACAAUUGGAUGUUGAAACCGGCCGAGCUAAAUACACGUGUUAUCCCGGCUACUUCGCCGCUUGGAACGAGAACAGGACAAAGCAGGAGCUGGAAUGCCAAGGGAUCUUGGGCGGCUGGCGAGAUGUCGACACAGACGCACCUGCUAUUUUCGACUGCUACGCUAUGGAAGUGUGCAAUGACCUGCCCUUGGCACCGUCUCCCCUCAUCGUCAACUACACCAACGAGAACACUUCCUUCGUCAACGGAACUGUGUCUUACGUUUGCCCUGAUAGGUUGGCGACGGGAAACAAGAGCGUGUUGGUGCAGACUCUCACUUGCGUGCAGGGGAGUGAGAUAAAGUUUGAGCCCGAGGCGGUGGAGCCUUGUAACAUCUGUGUUGGAGACCCGAACGUGACAAGCAGUUACGUCAUCGACUACGACUCAAACACCAGCUACGUAAUCAACACGACCUUAACGGCCAUGUGUUGGGACGGCCACAUGGUCGAUGCGUUUAAUGACUCUCAGGCUGUUGUUUGUACUCCUGAUGGCUGGUCGGAUACUUUGCCUUGCUUACCAUCUUGCACCGAGGACCCCCCUGACGCAGGCGACAACAUGGCACGCAGCGAGAUCUUCAACAGGACUUUUGGAUCCGAAGUGUUUUACAAUUGCACUGACGGAUAUUUCAUACCAGAGACCUUUCCAAACGUGACGGAUUUGUGGAGUCUUACCUGUGAAGAUUACAACUGGACUGCGGUUUACCCUGAACUGCGGUGCGAUCUGUUGUGCCUGGACGAGCCCCCACUCCCCCCUGGACCAGGCAACACUACCUGGGACUUCUUCAACCGCACCGCAGGAUACGAGGUACGACCACUGAAGGACUCCUCUUGCGCCCAUUGAUUUCGUAUCAAACUUUCCGCUGGCAGACAAGCGCUGUUUUGGCUAGACCGAUAUGCAGUUGUUACAUUUUAGA
This is a messenger RNA of Penaeus chinensis, 999 nucleotides long. RefSeq lists its product as uncharacterized. The record is from RefSeq and is a predicted model, not a curated record. NCBI's taxonomy places the organism in Eukaryota, Metazoa, Arthropoda, Malacostraca, Decapoda, Penaeidae. The transcript is spliced from 7 exons. The coding region runs from base 30 to 926 and encodes 298 amino acids.